Molecule: messenger RNA, 804 nt
Organism: Eurytemora carolleeae
Lineage: Eukaryota; Metazoa; Arthropoda; Copepoda; Calanoida; Temoridae
Exons: 5
Coding region: 66-770 (234 amino acids)
Source: RefSeq, a predicted model, not a curated record
ACCCUAGACGACCUCCCUGGCAGACGACAUUGAGUUCCAACGAAGAGGACUUCCGACCAAGUCAAAUGCUUCUUCAGUUCCCCCAGUACACCAAGAUGAAAUCAAUGAAAAAACAAAGAAGAGCCAAAUUUUUACAAAAAAUUAGAUCGAAGGAUUUCUAUCAUUCUCCUUACUCAGUAGAUUUUACAGAUGAUUCCAGAAAUGAAUUCCAUUCUGUGCCUUCACAGUUCCUCGAUGAAGGUUUAGAUCAGAAAGAUAGGUUCAAGGUGUUGCCACCAGUCAGAGACAAUACGCACAGUACUGCAGUAGGCGCCAUGUACAAACUACAACCCUCAGUAGAAGAGAACAUGUACACAGUACAAUCCUCAGUAGAAGAGAACAUGCACACAGUACAACCCUCAACAGAAGAGAACAUAUACAGAGUACAACCCUCAGUAGAAAAUAACAUGUUCACAGUACAACCCUUACCAGAAGAAAACAUGUACAAACCCUCCAAAGAACAUACCAAAAAGUACGCAGCACCCACAUCAAUUCAAGAUAUUAUUAUGUACAGAGAAGAACCUACUUCUAGAGAUAUGUAUACAGUACACAAAGCUCCAAGAGACAUGUUCACAAAACCAGCUGGUGUAAAAGAGUUCCACAGCAGUGCAAGGGAUGAUCUUUUUAUUCCUUCGGCUAAGCUUUCUUUUAACAAGUUUGCAACCUGGGCCCCUCUUCUGUCAUCCUCACAUUUUUUAGAAGAAAACAAUAUCUUUUUUCAAAUAAAAUAGUUUUAUUUUAAUUAAUAAAUUUUAUCGAUUCAUA